AUGCUACAAGAUAAAUAUGUCGCAGUGAAUAACAUGGGUGUGAGAGAAGAAGCUGGGGAGCGUGAGUGGCCCUAUGAAAUAGAAAUUAUCCAGUUUUCACAGAGGUCCAGUGACUUGGUCCAAGAGCACAUGGUUAAGAAGCCAAGUAGAGAUUUCAAAGUCCAUGCUUCUAAAUUGACCACGCAGCCACCAAAAGAAGAGAUUCGAACCACAUGGGGCUCCCGGGAGCUGCUUGUGGCUUGGUUUCCAGUGUUGGCCGCAGGCGGUAUUGAGCAUGUCUACAGGCCCAGCGCAGAAGUGUGUGCCCUGGUGUUUUCUGGAGGCCCUGUCUCAGAGUCCUUUGUGCAGCGUGUAUACCAGCCUUUCCUCAUCACUUGCGAUGGACACCCAACCUGCAGCACUUACCAAACCAUUGCCAGACUGUCUUAUCUCCAGAACCCUGGGACGACUUCCACCAGGUCUUGCUGUGCCUGCCCCUCUGUUUGGAAGAGGACCGGUGGGCUCCCAGGGUCUUCUUGUGGAGCAGCAACAUGCCAGCCUCCCGGCCCCAUGUGAUGGCAGGGAGAGACUUGCCAGAUAGAUGUGGAUGAAUCCGGUACUGAAGAGGCCGGUUGUCCCCAGCGCUGUGUCAAUACUGUGGGCAGUAGGUGCCAGUGUUGGGAGGAGCAGAGCACAUCUGCAGACGGGAUGCUCCGCCUCCCCCAAGGAGGGGGUCCCUCCCUGGUGGUCCCAAACCCCACAACAGGAGCGGAUAGCACAGUAAGGGAGGAGGUGCACAGGCUGUAUAGCCAGGUUGACGCGCUGGAGCAGAAACUGCAGUUGGCUCUGGCCCCACUGCACAGCCUGGCCUCAGAGCCUGGACUACAAGACCCUGGCGCGCACCAAACAAAACCAUCCACAAAAGCAUAG
This is a messenger RNA of Onychomys torridus (southern grasshopper mouse), 909 nucleotides long. RefSeq names its product EGF like domain multiple 7 (gene Egfl7). The record is from RefSeq and is a predicted model, not a curated record. Gene Ontology annotation, molecular function: protein binding. Lineage: Eukaryota; Metazoa; Chordata; Mammalia; Rodentia; Cricetidae.